Mollisia scopiformis is the source of this 905-nucleotide messenger RNA. RefSeq lists its product as uncharacterized. Bases 101 to 775 code for a protein of 224 amino acids. NCBI's taxonomy places the organism in Eukaryota, Fungi, Ascomycota, Leotiomycetes, Helotiales, Mollisiaceae. The transcript is spliced from 2 exons. The record is from RefSeq and is a predicted model, not a curated record.
AAACUUCUACCCCUUCGUUUCGAGCUUUUGAAUCUCCAAGCCAGGCCCAGCUAUACUUCCAGCACCCUUGCUCCUGCGCAUUCUUUCCCCACUCUUUUCGAUGGCUCUCAGCACUCCCUCCAAGCUGAUAGUCGCUAUUGAUACCGGCAGUACAACCUUCACGGUAGCAUACCGAUGGAGCGGCAAAACAGUCACAUAUCUAGUGAACGAAUGGCCCGGAUACGUUCCACAAUCAAGAGACAUGAGCGGAUCAGCCCCACCCACAAUACUGUACUUUCCACAUGGAAGAGAACCACCAUGGCAAAGAGAAGUUGAUAUGGAAGAGGACACCUCAGAAGACUUCGAUCUGAGAAGAAAAGUCGUCAAUUUCAAAUCCGGUCUCGACAUCAAGAACGGUCCUUCCUACGAGGUUCUCAAUGCAACAGCUCGAUACAUCGGCACAAGUGUUGAGAACUUUGCUCAUACUUUCACAGACCUCCUUUUGAACUAUCUAUUCUUCGAUGACCAACCUUUCUUUUGUGAGUAUCUUCAAGGAGGUCUGAAGAUAGAGGACAUCACUCUCGUAUUUGCGAAGCCUCCAGGCUGGGCAAUAUCAACCUAUGAUUCCUUCAGACUUGCUGCUUUGUCUCUUGGUUUCAGCAACGAACAGAUCAAGUUCAUUUCGGAGACUGAAGCACUGAUGCGAGCGUUCUUUUCAACGAAGGUGACAGAAUCAGAGAUUUCUAAACUGCUCCAAGUUUGCCCCUUUCAAAAACAAGAAGCUGUUUUAAUUUGACUAGGUUGGCGACCUCCUGUGUAGUGUAGAUUGUGGUGGGUGGACAGUCGAUAUUGAUGGCUAUGUCAUAAAUGAAUUCGACAUAAAUAACCCCUCCAAAACUGGCAUCAAGUCAGUGAAACCAAUGCCG